This is a messenger RNA of Colletotrichum acutatum, 2154 nucleotides long. RefSeq lists its product as uncharacterized. The coding region runs from base 349 to 2106 and encodes 585 amino acids. The record is from RefSeq and is a predicted model, not a curated record. The transcript is spliced from 2 exons. NCBI's taxonomy places the organism in Eukaryota, Fungi, Ascomycota, Sordariomycetes, Glomerellales, Glomerellaceae.
UGCACUGACAUCGCCGCGACGAGCCCCGUCCACCCCCUGCGCCGUCCCACCUCGACGACCCUCGAGAGCUGUGUCGCGACUUCAAGUGCAGCUUUCUUUCCCUUCGACCUCGAUUUGUAUACCGACUCCUCCGCAAACACGAGGACAGGCCGGGCAUGCGCCUUCUCUCCAGCAACAUCCCACGUCCGAGUCCACCAUUGUAACCCACCACGCCUGGCGCACGCGAUUCUUGCCUCUAAACUUCUGUCUCGAAACGAUCCACCCGUCGCAACUUCCACGUUGUCCACAUAGGUGCCUCCAACACUUUAGUUGAAAGAAGUCGCUCGGUAGCGACCCAACACCGCCGCCAUGUCAGCCGUUAAGAACCUCCGGGCCAUGUUCGAGCAAAAAGCCGACUCGAGCCCCCCGGAUCGGGGAAGGUCCCCUGGCCUCUCUUCCAACGGCACCGAAACUCCCCCUCCAUCAUCCACGCGCCCACUCUCCAAAAUUCGAACGAGCUUCGUUGCUGUCGAAAAGGACGGAAGAGUAGGACUCCGCCGAGAUCCUAGCAACGAGUCGAGUGUGUCCCAGCGAAGGCUCAGCAGCCAUACCGAGGGAGAGGCUUCUGUGUCUGGCCUCUCUGAUAAGACAAUGGCCACCGAGGACACCUCCGGAGGCUACAAGACAAAUAUCGUCGGCAGCCCCAUUCCCGAGUCUCCUCGCCGCCCCGAAGCGGACAAGCCGACAAACGGAGCCUCCCCUCGUAACUUGGGGGCUCUGAACAAUCACCCGAGCCACAACCCCGACAAACACGUAGACAUCGAAACGCCUACACCAGAGCUGCUCCCAGGCGACCCUACGCAAGCGUCGCCCGACCACAGCGUUUCCAAUGGCACCGCAGCCACGAAGAAUACCGGGGCCGCAGCUCCCAAAACCUCCACAAAGACCGCCGCCAAACCCCCUGCGAAACUGGCACCUCCCGCUACCAUUACGAGAGCAAAGACACCGUUGAGAUCCCCAGUCACUGCCAAGACCCCUACCACAGCAACGGCAGGCUCUAAGCCGAGCGCUCCCAAGGCUCAGCACGACGCCGCAAAGAAGCCUGCCGAGAAGACGGCGACUUCGACCCCCAAGUCCGGUGCUAAAACGGCAGGCGCCGGCAAGCCAGCACCCGUGCAGGUUUCUCCCUCCAGCGGCAUUGGCUUCGUCAAGCCCAAGGUCAAGUCGCCCACCAAGCCCGUGAAGCUGCCUGCUUCCCUGAUGGCUCCGACUGCCGCCUCCGUCCAGAGAGUCAAGGAGGCUCCUCGCGAAACCCUCUCGCGCGCCUCUGGCAACCAGGGCCGCCCGGCUAGCAGAGCGAGCGCGCCCGGUGCUGCGGCGCCGCCCAAGACUCUAAAGCGCCAGAACUCGGUCAUCAACCGGCCCCGGCCCAGCAUUGGCCCGCCGCCAAAGAAGCCCCUCCAGGACCACCCCAUUACCAAGAAGGACAAGGAGGUUGACGAAGGUUUCCUGGCUCGUAUGAUGCGACCCACGGCGAGCUCGACCUCGAAGGUGUCAGAGAAGGCUCCCGUUACCCCUCCUAGAAGCAGGAGCGCAAAGCCAAGCAGCGCCAAGAAGGCCUCUGCCUCAAGGAGCCCCAAGAGAGCGCUCUCUCGGCCGGCAGCGGUGCGGGCGGGAAGCCGCACAGGCAGCCCUUUCGCUAGCAAGAAGGAUGCCCCAGCCAAGAAGGUCGUUGAGACCGCAGAGGCUGAGGUUAUUGCUGAAGCACCGAGAACCCCAAAGGCAAAGGCACCGGCCACACCAGAGCCUAUUGUCGAGGAGACCGCGGCUGAAGCUAGCCCGGCUAAGGAGGUUGAGACCGAGGCUCCUGUUGAGGAGACGGAGACCGCGGCGCCUGAGCUGGAGGCCGUCACCGAAGAGCGUGUUGAGGAGCCCGAGCUCGACGACAUCAUCCAGCAGACUGCCACGCUCGACCUCAAGGAGGAAGAUGCCGAGGACCAAGAGCUUAAGAGCCCGGAUGAGUUCGAGGAGCUGCUGGCCGACGAGAAGGAGGCGGAGGAAGACAAGACGGAGUCAGCUCCGGUCCCUGUUGAGGCGACCACAGAAGUCAAGACUGAGACUGCAUGAAAAAAAGAAUUGUGUCAAAGAGUGGCGGAGGUGAUUGUAUAGUUUUAG